AGUGGAUUUCGUUUGCUGGAGAGGCUAACUAGAGUGUUGUGCUUAAUUAAACAUGAAGUCUGUGUUCCUGAUUUUACUUAUCUUGGCUCUGGGCAGCUGUCAGGGUGCCGAAGUAGCCGAACCUUUGUCAGCCCAGGACCGCUCAUUUUCAAGCGUGAUUGUGGAGGGAAUGGAGGCGUUUAGAGGAGUCCUACAAAAGGGAAGCCCAGAACAUGGAAUUCCCGUGAUGGCCCCCAUGAAGGCUGCCCAAAGGUCCUUCGAGUUCACCUCUGGAGAGUUCAGUGGAACUUUUGGAGUCGAAGACUUUGUGCUGCAGGGCCUCGAUCAGUACGAGGUUAAAUCAAUGAAAAUGGAGGUGCUCAGGAGUCGCGUAACCUUCGAGUUGCACUUUCCCAGCGUAAAUGUCACCACCGAUUACGACUUGGACUUGGGCAGUGGCUACCGCGUUAAGCGCACUGGUGGCGCCUUCUUUGCCCUCGAGGAUCUGAACAUCCAGGGCAGGAUCAGCUACUCGCUGGGUGUCUUCACGUCCCAGCUGCGCGUGAAGGAUAUCCUGAUUUACCCUACGGUGGGCAAUGUCAACUCGCAGAUCGAGAACCUGUCCAAGUACCGCAUCUUCAACCGCAAACUGAACGAGGUCAUCGAGGAGUUCGUCACCCUGACGAUCAACGACAACACCGACUUCGUGGCCUCCUGGGUCAGUGAGCAGGCCACCCCCAUUUGCAACGAACUGAUCGGAGAUCGCACUUUGGCUGAUAUCAUUGCUAUUAUCACGGGAGGAAACUAAUUAUAAUGCCCAAUAAAAUUAACCUAUUUUCCCAAUUUAAA
Messenger RNA from Drosophila subpulchrella, 828 nucleotides. RefSeq lists its product as uncharacterized. Lineage: Eukaryota; Metazoa; Arthropoda; Insecta; Diptera; Drosophilidae. The record is from RefSeq and is a predicted model, not a curated record. The transcript is spliced from 2 exons. The coding region runs from base 53 to 787 and encodes 244 amino acids.